This is a messenger RNA of Magallana angulata, 756 nucleotides long. RefSeq names its product N-terminal Xaa-Pro-Lys N-methyltransferase 1-like. Gene Ontology annotation, molecular function: N-terminal protein N-methyltransferase activity. The record is from RefSeq and is a predicted model, not a curated record. Bases 82 to 741 code for a protein of 219 amino acids. The transcript is spliced from 2 exons. Lineage: Eukaryota; Metazoa; Mollusca; Bivalvia; Ostreida; Ostreidae. Gene Ontology annotation, biological process: N-terminal protein amino acid methylation. Gene Ontology annotation, cellular component: cytoplasm.
GAUCAGUUAAAACUAAUUAAGGUUCAAAUUGUCUAGAUCGGACAUACUCCAAAUUUGAAAGAAGUGUGCAACCAGAAAAUCAUGUCUCUGGAUGAAGAAGGGAAGUUUUAUGGAGAUGCGAAAAAGUAUUGGGAAGGCAUUACUCCCACAGUAGAUGGAAUGUUGGGAGGUUUUGCGAAAAUUUCACCCACAGAUAUCAAUGGAUCACAUGCAUUUCUCCGUCCCUUUCUGAUGGUUGGAGGAGGUAAAACAGAGACCACUCGAGCUUUAGAUUGCGGUGCUGGGAUUGGAAGGAUAACCAAAAGGCUCCUCCUGCCGAUAUUCAAAACAGUGGACAUGGUAGAACUGAAUCAGAAAUUUCUGGAUGAAGCAAGAUCUUUUAUUGGAGAGGAAUCAUCUCGUGUUGACAAACUUUUUUGUUCAGGUUUACAGGACUUUACUCCUGGGACUGGUACAUAUGAUGUGAUAUGGACUCAGUGGGUGCUAGGCCACCUCACAGAUGACCAUUUGCUCAAAUUUCUACAGCGAUGUCAGUCAGGAUUGACCUCUAAUGGAAUCAUUAUCUUAAAGGAAAAUGUUGCACAAGAAAGGGAUUUUGAUGAGCUAGACAGCAGCUAUACAAGAACACGGGAAGAGUUGGACAAAGUGAUUUCCCAGUCAGGACUUAAGAUUCUCAAGUGUGAAAAACAGAAAGGCUUCCCCAAAGGAUUGUAUGAUGUGUACAUGUAUGCAUUGCAAUAAAGAAUUUUAACUCUU